AUGGCGGCUGGAGACGACACCGCCCCGGUCUUCCACCGCGACAAUAACGACCACAUACCCGUCAACAAUUCGGGAGCCAACCCCUCCUCCCCUGGCAACGAAGUCCCACCCCCCCCCACCAGGAACCUGACACGACGUCCUCUCACCUGGCUGUCCCUGGGGCAUCCUCCCAGCAGCCGCCGACCUCACCGAUGUUCCUCUCUGCGUCGACCCAGCCGAAGACCUGGACGUCGAAGGACCCGCGCCGUCCGCAUCAUCCAUCCGACCUCCGAUCUCCCACUCUUCCUGGCUGACUUCUCCUUCCUCCAAAGACUGAUCGGCCGAGAAACCCCCGCCAGAAUCCACGUGGCGUGGCUGCGUAGACGCCAAUUCCCUGCAUGCCGACCCACCGUCAAGUGGCCGCUGCAAAACUCUCGAUCCAAGGACAUCCCGCCCAAGCUCCGCAGCCUGUCCGCUGCGAGCCGCAACUUGCGAUCCUGUGGAAAAAUCGUUAACUUGCUGCACUAUUUCAGAUAUUUACCAGUUUAUGAAGAAAUGAAUAAUUUUAACAGAACAUUAGCUACACAUUUUAUACUCAUUGGCUUUAAGAACUUUCAUGAAGUGAGAAUAACUGUAUUUAUUCAUCUUCUUUUAAUUUAUAUUAUAAUAUUUAUCGGGAAUUUUUUCAUCCUAUGUUUAGUGCCAAUUGUAAAGAAUCUCCAUACCCCCAUGUACAUCUUUCUGAAUAACCUUUCAUUAUCUGAUGUGCUAAUUACUUCAAAUAUUGUGCCAAACAUGCUACGAAUCUUGUGGACAGAAAAUGGAAGUAUGACAGUCUCCGGUUGUACUUUUCAGUUCUAUAUAUUUGGAUCCCUAACUGCAACAGAAUGCUUACUUCUGGCUGUGAUGUCUUAUGAUCGCUAUCUGGCAAUUUGUGACCCUUUGAGAUAUUCAUCUAUUAUGACUUUUAGACUCUGUCGAAAUCUGAUCAUUUUCUCUUGGGUAGCUGGAUUUACUCCUACAUUUCCUGUUGCGAUAUGUUUAUGCAAACUCAAUUUCUGUCACCUAAACACUAUUGAUCAUUUCUUCUGUGAUUUUGCACCAUUUCUAGAACUUGCCUGUUCAGAUAUUUCUACAGUGAAGAUGUUGGCGUUUGCCUUCUCUUUCCUUUUUACCCUCUUCCCAUUUAUCAUCAUUAUUGUGUCUUAUGCUUCCAUUAUUAACACAAUCUUAAAAAUUAAGACAGAGAAAGGAAGACAGAAGGCCUUCUCUACAUGUAGUUCCCAUCUAGCUGUAGUUUCUUUAUACUAUGGGACUCUUUUUAUUCUCUAUGGCAUGCCUUCUAAGAAACAGUCCUUUAAUAUUAACAAAAUCCUCUCUCUUUUGUACACCAUUGUAACACCUUUGCUGAAUCCAAUUAUAUAUUCUUUAAAAAAUCAAGAGAUCGGUAGGGCAUUUCAUAAGAUUUUUAAGAAAUAG
Bufo bufo (common toad) is the source of this 1458-nucleotide messenger RNA. RefSeq names its product olfactory receptor 11A1-like. NCBI's taxonomy places the organism in Eukaryota, Metazoa, Chordata, Amphibia, Anura, Bufonidae. Gene Ontology annotation, molecular function: G protein-coupled receptor activity; olfactory receptor activity. The transcript is spliced from 2 exons. The record is from RefSeq and is a predicted model, not a curated record. Gene Ontology annotation, cellular component: membrane. Gene Ontology annotation, biological process: G protein-coupled receptor signaling pathway. The coding region runs from base 1 to 1458 and encodes 485 amino acids.